AUGGCAGAUCAGUCUCAGAGGCAGCAGUAUGCAAGAGGCAGCAAUACCAGAUCAUUUGUACAUAAACUGCAAGUGCAAUCCCCUAAUUCAACCCAACUCAUUGGGUUCAUGACCCUGGUCAUCUCCAGUGGCUUUUUGCUUCUGCUUACUGGCCUGACAUUGACUGUUACGGUUCUUGGGCUUAUCUUCUUCACGCCAUUAAUCUUCAUUUCAAGCCCCAUAUGGGUCCCUGUUGGAACCAUUAUCUUUAUUGUCAUUGCUGGAUUUCUUUCCUUUUCGGGGUUUGGGAUUGGUGCUGUGGUUGUGAUUUCUUGGCUGUACAAGUAUUUCAGGGGGUUCCACCCGGCCGGUUCCAAUAGAGUCGAUUAUGCCAGAAGCCGAAUUGCGGAUACUGCGAGCCACAUGAAGGAUUACGCCAGAGAGUACGGUGAGUACUGGCAGCGAAAAGCUAAGGAUGCAUCUCCUGGAGCUUGA
Fraxinus pennsylvanica is the source of this 474-nucleotide messenger RNA. The record is from the annotation of a GenBank genome assembly. Lineage: Eukaryota; Viridiplantae; Streptophyta; Magnoliopsida; Lamiales; Oleaceae.